Messenger RNA from Pungitius pungitius (ninespine stickleback), 4084 nucleotides. It is a transcript of the gene scyl1, whose product is annotated as SCY1-like, kinase-like 1. The record is from RefSeq and is a predicted model, not a curated record. Gene Ontology annotation, molecular function: ATP binding; protein kinase activity. Gene Ontology annotation, biological process: protein phosphorylation. The transcript has 18 exons. Bases 163 to 2769 code for a protein of 868 amino acids. NCBI's taxonomy places the organism in Eukaryota, Metazoa, Chordata, Actinopteri, Perciformes, Gasterosteidae.
GAACCAACGUUCAGAAACAAAGUCUACACGGAGCCACUUUAGUUCCGCGCUGCUUGCUGCUAGCUAGCCUCCUGCCUCCUGUAGCUCUCUAGCUAGCAGUCUGUUUAGGUGUCCUGUAGCCGUGUGUGUUUUGUGGUCGAUGAGGUGUGGAGGAAAGAGGAGAUGUGGUCCUUUUUCGCCAGGGAUCCCGUCAAAGACUUUGCGUAUGAAAUUCUUCCAGACGCCCAAGAGCAGUCUGGAAUAUGGACUCUACAUCGGGGGAAGCGAAAGACCAAUGGAGAGCCAGUGUCGGUGUUUCUCUACGAGUUCGCACAGGGAACAGAGCAGCAAACCCAGCUCGCCAAGGCUGCCUUCAAGCGGAUGAAGACCCUGCGUCACCCUAACAUCCUGGCUUAUGUGGAUGGCUUGGAGACCGAGAAGAGCCUGUACCUGGUUACUGAGCAGGUGACACCGUUGGCCGUCCACCUGAAGGCCCAGGCAGACCGGGGAGGAUGUAGUGAGCUGGAGGUCUCCUGGGGGUUGCACCAGAUAGUGAAAGCUCUCAGUUUCCUGGUCAAUGAUUGCCACCUGCUUCACAACAACUUGGGUGUAUCUGCAGUUUUUGUGGAUCGGGCUGGGGAGUGGAAGCUUGGGGCCCUCGAUCAUGUGACCCCUGAGCAGGGGGACCCGAGCGGGGUCUCGCUCCCUACCCCAAAGGCAGUUUACCCAGACAUGGAGAAAUAUGACCCUCCAGAGAUGUCCAAUAGCACUGGAGAGAAAUGGGCAGGGGAGGUGUGGCGCCUCGGCUGCCUGAUCUGGGAGGUGUUCAACGGGCCACUGCCUCGCACGUCCUCCCUCCGGUCACUGGGAAAGAUCCCCAAGGCCCUGGUCCCUCAUUACUGUGAGCUGGUGGGUGCCAACCCCAGAGCUCGCCCCAACCCAGCCCGCUUUCUCCAGAACUGUAGAGCUUCUGGGGGAUUUCUCAGCAACAGCUUUGUGGAGAGCAACCUUUUCCUGGAGGAGAUACAGAUCAAGGAGGCGGCUGAGAAGCAGCAGUUCUUCCAGGACCUGAGUGACAAUCUGGACUCCUUCCCUGAAGAUUUUUGCAAACAUAAGGUCCUUCCUCAGCUGCUCACCGCCUUUGAGUUUGGCAACGCAGGCGCUGUCGUCCUCACACCGCUCUUCAAGGUGGGGAAGUUCCUGUCAGCUGAAGAGUAUCAACAGAAGAUCAUCCCUGUUAUUGUGAAGAUGUUCUCCUCCACGGACCGAGCCAUGAGGAUACGGCUGCUGCAGCAGAUGGAGCAGUUCAUUCAGUAUCUGAAUGAGGCAGCAGUGAACUCUCAGAUUUUCCCUCACGUUGUUCACGGCUUCACAGACACCAACCCAGCCAUCAGAGAACAGACCGUCAAGUCUAUGUUGCUGAUGGCUCCCAAGCUGAACGAGACCAACCUGAACCAGGAGCUUAUGCGCCACUUUGCACGACUGCAGGCCCGAGACGAGCAAGGCCCAAUCCGCUGCAACACCACCGUCUGCCUGGGCAAGAUCGCCUCCUACCUCAAUGCAGGGACUCGACAGCGUGUUCUGAUUUCUGCCUUUUCCAGAGCAACUAAAGAUCCCUUCCCAGCUUCACGCUCCGCUGGUGUACUGGGCUUCGCCGCCACACACAACUUCUACAGCGUAACAGAGAUUGCCGCCCGCAUCCUCCCUACGCUUUGUGCCAUUACUGUUGACCCCGAUAAGAGCGUCAGGGACCAGGCAUUCAAAGCCAUCAAGAGUUUCCUUUCAAAGCUGGAGAUUGUGUCCGAAGACCCGACCAAGCUGGCAGACAUAGAGAAGGAUGUAGCGUCCUGUGCUCAGCCAGCUGGUGCGUCCUCCGGCUGGGCCGGCUGGGCUGUGACUGGAAUGUCCUCGAUAACGUCCAAGCUGAUCCGCAACGCUCCAGGGACAGAGGGCAGCGCAGCGGCUGAGGACAGCGAGCUCGCCAAUGCCCCCAGCUCCACGAGUGCCGCAGAUGGAGUAGCUACACCUGAUUCUGAAAAGAAAACUCCACAAGCCCCCGUGACUCUCCAUGCUGCCUCGAGACAUGCCAACCAACCACGGACUCACGAGUCAACAGGAAACGUUGACGAGCCAAUAGGAGACCGCUGGGAUGACGAGGAGGACUGGGGGAGUUUGGAGGCGCCAGAGAAAACUCCCACUGAGCCAGAUGACUGGAACACUGACUGGACAGGGAGGACAUCAGCCAAAAAGAAAGCCAGUGAGAAAGGAGCGGGCCGGUCGUCGUCCUCCUCGGCGGGGAAGAAGCAGACCGCCGACUGGAGCAGCUCUGGCUGGGACGCAGACGACAGCUGGUCCAACGAGAAGGAAGGCCAGGGCCAGAGCUCUGCGGGCGAGGAAGGCUGGGGCCAUGACUGGGGGGAGGAUGACACGGACACAACGUUGACCAAUGCGACGCUCCCCCUCCCGGAAGGAGUGCGGUUGGCCAGCGAGUACAACUGGGACAGCGGCGGCAGCGCGGCCGCCAAGGGGGGCGGUCAGAGCGAUCUGUUCGGCAGCGUCUCCCAGAGGAACACCGGCGGCACCGAGACUGGGGACGGCUGGCCUGCAGAGGCAACAGGAGACUGGGGCGCUGAAGAGAGCUGGGAGUCAGUGGAUGGGAACCAGGGUCUCAGCAAGGCAGAGCUUUCCAAGAAGAAACGGGAGGAGCGGAGGAAAGAGCUGGAGGCCAAACGGGCCGAGCGCAAAGCGGUCAAAGGUCCUCUCAAGCUGGGCGCACGCAAGCUGGACUGAAAAGGUUUGGAGGGAGAGGAACAUCCCAGAGGGGCAGGACCCUGAGCAGUAGAUGGAGGCUUUGAUAUUCCGGAAACAAAAGGCCCAGAGAGAACAGUCAUAAGAAAACAUUCUUGUUGUUUGGUACAGUGGAUGACUGUCAGCUCUGGGAUUCCCGGUUUUUCUUCAUUCAGGAACUGACCGAUGGGUGAAGAGGCAACAAUCCAGUCCCUUAUGAAUGCAUUGUUGUGGAUGGCAGCGCUGAAACCAACAAACAAACAGACAGUAAAGGGGAAAAGCGGCACAAAGCCUCAAUCCCUGCAGCGCGAGGUCAUCCCAACGUCUUUAUUUUUAUUUUUUAGAAUACAUACCUUAGUUGCAGUUGUAAAGUAAAUGUAUAUAAAUGCUCCAUAUUGUCUUAAAAUGACAUGAAUAAAUUCCCCUUUUUUAUUAUUGAGAAAUAUAUAUAUACUACAAUAUUUAAGAAUCAAACAUGUAUUAUUCUGUUUUUCGGGCCGCGCACACACACACACGUGCCCCGGUAAACACACAGUGGAUAUGAAUGUUUUAGUUCUGCCGUCACAACAGAAAAGACUUCAAAUCAAUCCAUGCAUGUACUUGUAUUUUUAUGGCCUAACAAAAGGUUUCGGGGCACAGAAUUACAAAUAUGUUGUGUUUACUUUGCACCGUCAACACUGCGUUUUACUGUACUCAACUGGGCUGACAAGGGACACAUUUGACUGAUUUUAGAUCUGGUAACGUGCCACAUGUACUGCAGCAUCAUGAUGGAAUUAACUAGUUAACAUGAUGCUGGUUAACUGGUUUCAAGGGAAAAUCAAUUAAUGGCUUUGCCUUUUUCCUGUGUCUCCACCAGGAGGUACACGUUUAAUCAUGCAGAUCUCACUAAAAACGCUUCAAUCAUCUGAGCAAAUAAGGUAAACCCAUCAUCGGUCAUAUUCCAGAUGAAUUGGUGUGGUUGGGUUGAAAGAGUCCCUCUGAAAAGUUGCUUUUACUUUUGUAUUUGUGCCUUUUAUUUAAUAGAACAUAUCAACUCUGUGGGAUCACCUCCAACAACUAAAGUUUAGAAAGACAAUUCUACCCCAAAAUUUCAUCCCACAACCUCUAGUGUAAUACCACUGUCUGAGUUGGGUACGGUAUUGUUAGGUUUGGUGUUGCUCACUGUGCAAAGAGCUCUAUUGACUCGAUCUAUGGCCAUUGCUGCUGGAGCUGAUGUCUUGGUGUUCGGGUCAGGAACUAAUUUGUGUUUGGUUCUAAAAAUCCAUAUCAUGUAGCAUGUCAGCUGUUUUAAAAAUAAAGUUAUAAGUUAUAUAAUGUA